Messenger RNA from Helianthus annuus (common sunflower), 2227 nucleotides. Its product is annotated as O-fucosyltransferase 29. The record is from RefSeq and is a predicted model, not a curated record. The transcript is spliced from 10 exons. Lineage: Eukaryota; Viridiplantae; Streptophyta; Magnoliopsida; Asterales; Asteraceae. Bases 289 to 1998 code for a protein of 569 amino acids.
AACAGAUUCUCUUGAAUGUGAGGGACAGAUUCUGUACACCUCAAGAAAUUUGAUACAUCCCCUGUAGAUUUAAAUCUUCAAAUCAAACUCUUAACAAAUUCUUCCAGAUUUCUUCUCACACGUACUGUUUGUUCUCAUCUUUCAUAAUCAAUAAUGCUCCUGUAGCUUGAUUGCAAUCAAAACCCUAAUUAAGAAGAAGAAGAAGGAGGAGGUAGGGUUUGAGAGUUGAAUGUAGUAAUAUGAAAUUGAGGAAACAUUUUGGAAGUAGUUGUAAUAAUAAUCAUAGAAAUGGGGGAAUCAAAAGCUUGGAGAGGUGGUAAUCAGCGGAAAAAAGUGAAGAAGAGUAAUGAGCAGCAUUGUUGGUGGUGGUUAUGGACGGCGGCGGAGUCGGGGAAAGGACAGCGACGGGGGCGGGCGUCGUGGUCGGUGGUUUGUGGAGUGGUGUUGUUUGCGUUAGGGCUUAUCUCGCUGUUUACCGGUCAUGUGGCUUCCAAUCUGGAAUGGUAUUCUCAGAAACUUGCUAAACAUCGGUUAUGGUACAAUAACAAGGUAUUGGUGGGUGGGUUUGGUCAUGGACCAAUAGACAUAUGGAAAUCUCAAUCUUCAAAGUUUUAUUACGGUUGCAGUGAAAGAGGCCCUCAUUAUGCGCCUCCUGUUCAUGAGUCACUAUCAAAUGGCUAUCUGCUUAUUGCUGCUAGUGGAGGGCUGAAUCAACAAAGAACUGGAAUAACCGAUGCUGUAGUUGUUGCACGGAUAUUGAAUGCUACGUUAGUUGUUCCUGAGUUGGAUCAUAAUUCGUUUUGGAAAGACGAUAGUGACUUUGCAAACAUCUUUGAUGUCGACUGGUUUAUCUCUUUCCUUGCGAAAGAUAUUCCUGUCGUCAAAAGGGUCCCCGACGAAUAUAUGCGUUCACUUGAGAAACCCCCAUAUACUAUGCGGGUCCCACGCAAAUCAGAACCUCAAUAUUACCUCGAUGAAGUUCUGCCAACACUCUUGAGACGUCAUGUUGUUCAGCUAACUAAGUUUGAUUAUAGGCUUGCCAGUGACCUAAAUGAAGAACUACAGAGGUUACGGUGUCGGGCAAAUUAUCAUGCUUUUCGUUUUACUAAACCACUACAGAAUCUUGGUCAUAAGCUGGUGAUGAAAAUGAGGAACAUGGCAAAGCGCUACAUUGCUGUCCACUUAAGGUUUGAACCUGAUUUUCUUGCAUUUUAUGGUUGUUACUAUGGUGGUGGUGAAAAAGUAAAACACGAGCUUGGUGAAAUCAGGAAAAGAUGGAUAAAUUUGCCGGAAGCAAGUCUGGACGGAGAGCAGCGGAAACGAGGGAAGUGUCCUCUAACGCCACAUGAGGUAGGGCUGAUGUUGCGGGCACUCGGUUUUGAUAACGACACAUACAUUUUUGGGGCAUUUGGUGAAAUUUAUGGCGGUGAAGAAACUUUGCAGCCUCUUAAAAAAUUGUUUCCAAAUUUCUACACAAAAGAAAUGCUGGCUGGUGAAGAACUCCAACCCUUUCUUCCCUUCUCCUCUCGUCUUGCUGCCAUUGAUUACAUAGUUUGUGAUGAGAGCGAUGUCUUCGUUACAAACAACAAUGGGAACAUGGCAAAGAUUCUUGCUGGUCAAAGGAGAUACAUGGGUCAUAAAAGAACCAUUCGACCAAAUGCUAGGAAGCUCAGCGCCUUAUUCAUGCAACGAGAGAAGAUGUCAUGGACUACUUUCUCUAGCAAAGUCAAAGCAGCCCAAAGGGGUUUUAUGGGUGAACCCGAUGAAAUCCAAUCCAGACGUGCGGAUUUCCAUGAAUACCCUUCUUCAUGCAUAUGCAAGAAACCAUUCAAGUUAUCAGAUGUUGAUAACCAAACAGACUCUGAAUAUGGGCGUAAUGAAGAGGAUCAAGGUGUUAAUAGUACAGCACAAACACACGGAAUAAUGAUAAAUGGAGUUGUGAUGAAAGAUGCAUCAUCACCAGAAGAGAAGGAAGAUGAUGACUUUUUAGCUGACUAGGUCCAACUAAGAAACCUCUGAUAAAACGGGUUUGGUCUAACGGCAGCUGAGGUGGUGGUGGUUGGAUUGCAAGUGAUUUUUAUGUUUGUAAAUGAAAAGCAGAAUCUUUGUUGUUCAUUAUAUGAUAUUAGCUUUCUUGUAUUUUACCCUUUACAUCAACAAAUGAAUGUAAAGAUUCUAUCAUGAUAUAGGUCCAAAAUCUCAGAUAUUUUCCAAUUGGUAGUUUUCA